UGGAGAGUACGCCCAAAGAUGAGGUAUGCUCAACACUAACCUCACGGAUAUGCUGUCAAUCACCUGCGCGCUCGUACUAGAUGCUCAAGGACGUCGCCAAAAACGCAAUAGUCGAUUUCUUACAGAAGAUGAACGUUCCUGCCACCCCCAAGUCCACCCGCAACCCGGCCCUGGAAUCUCGGGUAAAGGAAAUCACCCAGACGUGGCCAUCUCCGAGUCCAAGUCACGAUCAUACUAACCACCAUAUCGUCACUGGUGUCGUUAUGACCGAGGCGAGUUAUUCGCACCUCACGUCCAUCGACGCCCAGGUGGCAAUAGCACUUUACACCGCUCUCAUGGUGGCCCUUGACGAUCCAGAGGUCUUCGGUGUCGUAUCUGCGCACAAGUUCCCUCAGAUGUUGUGCGACGGGUCUGCCCACCAGGAUCGAGGACUCCUCGGGGAGCUGGCAAGACUCCUCGUAGACAUGGGUCGCUUGUUCCCUGCCUUCGGCAUAAAUUGCAUCAUAUCUUCUACCAUGCGAUGGUUCGCCGGCGAGAUGAUUAGCAAUCCGUCCACCCCGUCCUUCCUGGAGCCACGGUCGAAGAGUUUUGUCGACUUACAACGGAGUUUAUCAGGGGAUCCAGAGGCGUAUGCGGCCUUUAUCUGGGACAAGGCAGAUUUUUCCGAUGAAACCUCAUAUAUCCAUAUAUUCCCGGAAGCCUGUAUAUACGUGAAUCAUGUCAAGUCAGAGUACGGUCAGAGUACUUACACGAGCAGCAGCGACAUCCUAUCGGGAGACGAUACCUACCUACGUGCUCGCUCUCGUGUGACGGGACAAGCCACGUACGACACCCUUCGCGAGGUGAUCGACGAGGUCGUGGCCGCGGUCGAACGCAUUCGAGAACAUCUUGGUACAGGUCCCGCAAGGGACGCAUGGGACAGCUUCGAGGCAGGCUACAUCUGGUUCCACAUCGGCGACCCUCGGUACCGGCUGCAGGAGGUCAUUGGCACGGACUAUAUGAUGGAUAGCAUGGCGUGUGAGGCGUGUGAGGCCUACUAGAAGGGAGAUUGUACCAGAGUGCAUUGCCGUCGAAAUGACACCUAUAUCAUCCAGCCAGGAUCGAUGUUCGUACGCCCUCGGUUUGGAGCGUUGAACACAGCCAG
Molecule: messenger RNA, 1144 nt
Organism: Fomitopsis serialis
Lineage: Eukaryota; Fungi; Basidiomycota; Agaricomycetes; Polyporales; Fomitopsidaceae
Exons: 4
Coding region: 81-1040 (319 amino acids)
Molecular function (GO): carbon-oxygen lyase activity, acting on phosphates
Source: RefSeq, a predicted model, not a curated record